This is a messenger RNA of Arachis duranensis, 1648 nucleotides long. RefSeq lists its product as uncharacterized. The transcript has 6 exons. Bases 321 to 995 code for a protein of 224 amino acids. Gene Ontology annotation, molecular function: protein binding; transcription coregulator activity. Gene Ontology annotation, cellular component: histone deacetylase complex. Gene Ontology annotation, biological process: regulation of DNA-templated transcription. Lineage: Eukaryota; Viridiplantae; Streptophyta; Magnoliopsida; Fabales; Fabaceae. The record is from RefSeq and is a predicted model, not a curated record.
UCAUUGGAACAUUUCGUCUCGUUGGAAUUCAUUCCAACACAGCCAAUAAACAAUAUCAGUCACACUCUUCUCUCUGUGUGUGUUUUUAGUUUUUACCUGUGUUUUUCUCUCUGCAGAAUUUUCUAAAUUUCUCCUCUAUCCUCUCUCCUCUGCUGCUGAAAUUCCCACACUAAUCAUCAGGAACGCACGAUCUUCCGUACGAAUGUAAUUUUGAUAUUUGAUUUUGGAGCAUUCCCUCUCAUUUUGCUCGUUUCGUCCAGUUUUAUUUUCCGUUAACUGGCUGAAUUGAUUGUUUUAGUUGAAAGUGAAAGAAAAAAAAAAUGCUUGAAGCAAUGGAAAGUUCCAUGAACGGAGGCGUCCCGCAGUUACAGAGCUAUGGAGAUAGCAGUGAGGAGGAGCUCUCGGUGCUUCCUCGUCACACGAAAGUGGUGGUUACCGGAAAUAACCGCACGAAAUCGGUGCUCGUUGGUCUCCAAGGCGUGGUCAAGAAGGCCGUUGGACUAGGCGGUUGGCAUUGGCUGGUUCUUACAAAUGGCAUUGAAGUGAAGCUACAGCGGAAUGCUCUUAGUGUGAUUGAAGCACCCACUGGCAAUGAGGAAGAUAAUGACCUUGAAUUUGAAAACUUGUCCUGGAAUGGAUCAGAUAUGGCAUCCGACGACAGACGUAAGUCCCAUAAAUCGAGGCACAGAAUGCAUAGAUCAUUGGGAUCAUCACAUAAGACUAUGAGUAGGUCCUUGUCUGGUGAUUCACUGUCUAAGGGUUCUUCUGCUUCUACGCCGAAUGGGUCCACGAAGGUUUAUUUAAGUAAGCUGGAGAUGGCUGCAUUGUGGAGAUAUUGGCGACAUUUUAAUCUGGUGGAUGCCGUCCCAAACCCAUCAAAAGAGCAGCUGGUAGACGUUGUUCAGAGGCAUUUCAUGUCACAGCAAAUGGACGAGUUGCAGGUCAUUGUGGGAUUUGUUCAAGCUGCAAAGAGGCUCAAGACUGUGUGCGAUUGACACAUGGUGACAUGGAACCAAAUGGAGUGAGAUGUUAUGAUAUUUUUGUAAGUUAUAGUCUAUGCUAACAGAGAUAAUGUGUGUAAUAUCCACUUCCAUUCGUACUAUGUAAUAUAUAUUGUCGGUGAUUUUAUCCUUGAUAUAGUAGUAGGUUAGUACUGAGGUUAUAGAGGUUCUUACUUUGUCGUAGCAGCCAAGUUAUGUAGAUAUAUUAUAUGAGAAAUGCUAGGGGCAUCAAAAUUUAUUAUUUUUUAUCAUCACUUAGCCAUCAACUCAAUUCAUUUAGUUUAGUAAUCCAACAACAUUUUAUUUCAUACUUUUCAAUAUUAAUGGUUAACUGAUGGCUAAAAACAACAAAAUUUGAUGGCCUUUUAGUAUUUUUCAUAUUAUAUAUGUGACCUUGCAACUGGAUCUAUCAUUAGGGAAGUCUCCACAACUUUGUUUCCUUAAGCUUGAUUCAAUGUUCUUCUCAACUGGGAAGUGGAUUUUCUGAGACCAUAAUGUAUAUAUAUUUUAGUUCUCCUAACUUAUGUUCUUCUUAACCAAAUUGAUUCUGUUAUGAUCAUAUAUACUGGUCUCGCUGACCAGUGCCAGUGCUAAUCCUUUCCUUAGCUGUUUUUUGAGGACUAAUUCAUGAUGAUUUUAAAUUGUUA